AGAAAACUGAUCACAGUAACCCAUCUUUGUUUUACUCUUAGUCAUUUCAUAAUGAGUUGUUAUUCUCUGAAACUAUUUUAUGCACUUUUGCUGCUUUUAUUGCAUGCUGCAGUAUCCAUUCUUGGAUUCAACAGCCUUCCCAAUAGCACAGAAAUUAAGUGCAUUGAGACUGAGAGACAAGCACUCCUCAACUUCAAACAUGGCCUCAUAGAUCGCUAUGGCAUUCUCUCUACAUGGAGUGACGAUGACAGUAACAGAGACUGUUGCAAAUGGAAAGGCAUUCAAUGCAACAAUCAUACUGGUCAUGUUGAGACGCUUCAUCUCCGUGGUCAGGAUACACAAUUUUUGAUAGGUGCAAUCAAUAUCUCUUCAUUGAUUGCCCUUGAAAAUAUUGAACACUUGGAUCUCAGCUAUAAUACUUUUCCAUGGAGUUAUAUCCCAGAACACAUGGGCUCGUUCACCAACUUAAGAUAUCUCAAUCUCUCUUAUUGUGCAUUUGUUGGGACUAUUCCUUCUGAUAUUGGAAAGCUUACACAUUUACUGUCUCUUGAUCUAGGUAACAAUUUUUAUCUCCAUGGACAAAUCCCUUAUCAACUUGGAAACCUUACACAUUUACAAUAUCUUGAUCUAAGUUAUAAUGAUCUCGAUGGGGAACUCCCUUAUCAACUUGGAAAUCUCUCACAGUUGAGGUAUCUUGAUCUUGCGGGGGGGAAUUCAUUCUCGGGAGCACUCCCUAUCCAGAUUGGGAAUCUUUGUUUGUUGCACACUCUUGGACUUGGUGGCAAAUUUGAUGUGAAAUCUAAGGAUGCAGAGUGGUUGACUAAUCUUUCUUCCUUGACAAAACUUAGGCUAAGUUCACUACACAACCUUUCCUCUUCUCAUCACUGGCUACAAAUGAUCAGCAAGCUUAUUCCAAACUUAAGAGAGUUGAGGCUAGUUGGUUGUUCUCUUUCAGAUACAAAUAUUCAAUCUCUGUUUUAUUCACCUUCCAACUUUUCCACUGCUCUUACCAUCCUUGAUCUUUCUUCAAAUAAGCUCACAUCCUCAACAUUUCAACUGUUGUCAAACUUUAGCCUUAAUCUUCAGGAGCUUUAUCUUGGUCAUAAUAACAUUGUUUUGUCAUCUCCUCUCUGCCCAAACUUUCCGGCUCUUGUUAUCCUUGACCUUUCCUAUAAUAAUAUGACAUCAUCAGUCUUUCAAGGUGGUUUCAACUUCAGUUCAAAACUUCAAAAUCUUGAUUUGCAAAAUUGUAGUCUUACGGAUGGAAGUUUUCUUAUGUCAUCUUCUUUCAUUAUGCGUUCUUCAUCUUCUCUUGUGUCCCUUGAUCUCUCCUCAAAUCUGUUGAAAUCAUCAACUAUAUUUUACUGGCUCUUUAACUCUACCACCAAUCUUCAUAACCUUGUCCUUGAUUAUAACAUGUUAGAAGGUCCCAUUCCAGAUGGAUUUGGGAAAGUAAUGAACUCUCUUGAAGUUCUACACCUCUCUGGUAACAAACUGGAAGGCGAGAUUCCAUCUUUCUUUGGUAACAUGUGCGCAUUGCGGAGUUUAGUCCUCUCAAAUAACAAGUUGACUGGCAUGUUACCUAAAAGCAUUGGUUUGCUAUCAGAGUUGGAGGAUCUCUACUUGGAUGGGAAUUCUUUGGAGGGUGACAUCACUGAAUCCCAUCUUUCUAAUUUUUCCAAAUUAAAAUACUUGUACUUAUCAGGAAACUCGAUUUCUCUGAAAUUUGUCCCGAGUUGGGUUCCUCCAUUCCAAUUAAUAGACUUGGGACUCAGUUCUUGCAAGUUGGGCCCCACUUUUCCUAGUUGGCUCAAGACUCAAAGAUCUUUGUAUGAGCUUGAUAUUUCUGAUAAUGGGAUUAAUGACUCUGUACCAGACUUGUUUUGGAAUAACUUGAAAUAUAUGAUAUUCUUAAAUAUGUCUCACAAUUAUCUCAUUGGUUCAAUUCCUAAUAUAUCGUUGAAGCUUCCUCUCAGACCGUCUAUACUUCUGAAUUCAAAUCAGUUUGAGGGUAAAAUUCCGUCAUUUUUACUACAAGCUUCCCAGCUGAUGCUCUCUGAAAAUAAUUUUUCAGAUUUGUUUUCAUUCUUAUGUGACCAAAGCACAGCUUCAAAUUUGGGCACUUUAGAUGUGUCACACAAUCAAAUAAAGGGGCAACUGCCAGAUUGUUGGAAAUCAGUAAAGCAAUUACUGUUCCUUGAUUUAAGCAGCAAUAAAUUGUCAGGGAAGAUUCCUAUGUCCAUGGGCGCCCUUGUUAAUAUGGAAGCCUUGGUUUUACGAAACAAUGGUUUAAUGGGUGAGUUGCCUUCUUCUUUGAAGAAUUGCAGCAGUUUAUUUAUGCUGGACCUGAGUGAAAAUAUGUUGUCGGGUCCAAUACCAUCAUGGAUUGGAGAAAGUAUGCAUCAAUUGAUAAUCUUGAACAUGCGAGGAAAUCACCUCUCCGGAAAUCUACCCAUUCAUCUCUGUUAUUUGAACCGUAUUCAAUUGUUGGAUCUUUCAAGGAAUAAUUUGUCAAGAGGAAUUCCAACUUGCUUAAAGAAUUUGACUGCAAUGUCUGAACAGAGCAUCAACUCAAGUGACACUCUGUCUCAUAUAUAUUGGAAUAAUAACACUUACUUUGAAAUUUAUGGUGUUUACUCAUUCGGAGGUUAUACGCUUGACAUAACAUGGAUGUGGAAAGGUGUGGAACGGGGGUUCAAGAAUCCAGAGUUAGAGCUCAAGAGCAUUGAUCUUUCUAGUAACAAUUUAAUGGGUGAAAUACCAAAGGAGGUAGGAUAUUUGCUUGGGUUAGUUUCUUUGAAUCUAUCAAGAAACAAUUUGAGUGGAGAAAUUCCUUCUCAGAUUGGGAAUUUAAGUUCACUAGAAUCACUUGACUUGUCAAGAAAUCACAUCUCUGGGAGAAUUCCUUCUUCUCUUUCUGAAAUUGAUUAUUUGCAAAAAUUAGACUUGUCACACAACUCUCUUUCUGGAAGAAUCCCAUCAGGAAGACAUUUUGAAACCUUUGAAGCCUCUAGUUUUGAAGGAAACAUUGAUCUUUGUGGCGAACAACUUAACAAAACUUGUCCUGGGGAUGGAGAUCAGACAACAGAAGAGCAUCAAGAACCACCAGUCAAAGGUGAUGAUUCAGUUUUCUAUGAGGGAUUAUACAUCAGCUUGGGGAUUGGAUACUUCACUGGAUUUUGGGGCUUAUUAGGGCCAUUACUACUGUGGCGUCCUUGGAGAAUUGCCUACAUCAGAUUUCUGAACAGGUUAACAGACUAUGUAUAUGUAUGGUUAUGGUGAAUGUGGUGGGAAGUUUUGCUGAACGCUCCAAGGCAAAAAGAUGUGCUGCACGCUUCUGAUCAGAGAAGAAACCAUCGUUGGCAGCUACAAAUGCGAGAUAAUUCUUUAGUAUAGGAGUUUACAAUGUUUUGUAUUUAAGUAAUGAACUGCAAAAUCUUGUUUCCAGAAACUUAGUAUGCUAUUGUUGUAUUUAUUGUAUAAUAUAUUUGUAAUGCUGUUUGUUUUUCAUUAUUGUGCUUAGAUCUGUGAUAUCUAAAAUUUCACCACUUCAUAUUCAUCUUCAA
Messenger RNA from Glycine soja, 3566 nucleotides. Its product is annotated as receptor-like protein EIX2. Lineage: Eukaryota; Viridiplantae; Streptophyta; Magnoliopsida; Fabales; Fabaceae. The transcript is spliced from 2 exons. The record is from RefSeq and is a predicted model, not a curated record. The coding region runs from base 52 to 3282 and encodes 1076 amino acids. Gene Ontology annotation, molecular function: protein binding.